AUGGCUCCUCAUGUGGGGUUCGAUACCGAGCAGAUCAGAGACAAGGCUCGGAAAGAUAUACUGUAUCUGCUCGAGGGUGUUCGCGGGAAGAAGAACCUCGUGAUUGAGCGAAGCUUGGCUGGCCCUGUCGGCGUCGUGGUCAAGGUCUCGACACUACAAGAAUAUGGAGUCGACAAGUUCUUCUUUCUAGAAAAUAACAAUGCCGACACCAGCCAGCAAAAUGUUGUCUUUAUGGCCCGCGGCGAAUGCGCCCGGCAUGCCCAGAAUAUAGCUGACCAGAUCAAGAGACUUCAGCGUGAAAGUCAAACCGGUCAUGAAUUUCACAUAUUCUGGGUCCCUAGACGUACAGUCGUAUCUGACAAGCUUCUCGAGGCGAGCGGCGUACUAGGGGAUGUCAAUAUCCACGAACUUCCAUUGUAUUUUUUCCCGCUGGAGCGCGAUGUCCUCUCUCUUGAGCUCGACGACUCAUUCCGGGAUCUGUUCUUAUCCAAAGACACGACUCCCGCCUUCUUGAUCGCCAAGGCGCUCAUGAAUAUACAAACAAGACAUGGCCUAUUCCCUCGAAUCAUUGGCAAGGGCGACAAUGCCAAACGUGUAGCCACGCUGCUUUCACGAAUGCGACAGGAAAUAUUGGCCGGCGAUGAUGCUACCGAAGCAGACAAGGCAGGCCAAACUCCGAGCAACUCAUUCGAGAGCGUCAUCAUCAUUGACCGUGAAGUCGACAUGGUUUCACCGCUACUCACCCAGCUGACUUACGAAGGGCUCAUAGAUGAAGUGUUUAGUAUUCAAAAUAAUCAGACCGACGUUGACUCGACCAUCGUGGGCGCUUCAGCUCAAGCUCCAUCUCAGAGCACCUCCAACGCACCGUCGAGCGCUCCGUCGAGAAAGCGCAAGAUUCAACUUGACUCAUCCGACAAGCUGUACGAUGGGGUCCGCGACACCAACUUUGCCAUUGUUGGUACUUUGCUCAACAAUGUGGCACGCCGGUUGAAAAGCGACUAUGAAAGCAGACACACAUCAAAAACGACUGCCGAGUUGAAGGACUUUGUCCAGAAACUCCCGGGGUAUCAAGCCGAACAACAAAACCUCAAGAUCCACACUGGGCUCGCCGAGGAGAUUAUGAAGCAUACUCGGACCGAUCAAUUCAGUCGGCUACUAGAGGUUCAGCAAAACCUGGCCGCUGGUGCCGACCCCAGCUCGCAAAACGAUGCAAUCGAAGAGCUCAUUGCUCGAGACGCGCCGUUGAAAGAGGUGCUGAGGCUUGUAUGCAUAUACUCGUGUAUAUCUGGAGGCAUCAAGACCAAGGAGUUUGACCACUUCAGACGCCUGAUUCUUGAAGGCUAUGGCUACCAACAUUUGCUCACACUGCACAAUCUCGAAAAGUUGCAGCUGCUGCUGUCGCGAUCAUCGCCAAUGGCCAGUAUGAUCCCCAUGCCUGGCUCCGGUGCUGCUACGGGAACCAAGACAAACUACACAUAUCUCCGCAAGCAACUACGCCUGAUUGUCGAUGAGGUCAAUGAACACGAUCCGAACGAUAUCGCAUACGUCUACAGCGGCUACGCGCCCCUCUCCAUUCGCCUUGUGCAGUGUAUACUGCAGAAACAAUACCUCAUGUCCAUUACUCGUGGCAGUGGUGCAUCUGCGGCCGGCACUGUUGCCAACAGCGGCGCUCAAGGAUGGCGAGGAUUCGAAGAGGCUGCGAAACAUGCCCGUGGUCCCACAUUUGAUGAAGUUCAAAAGGGCGAGGACAAGGCUGUCAAGGCUCGGGCUCUAUUGUCUGGCAGUGGCGAUAAAAAGACGGUAUUUGUGGUAUUUGUGGGUGGCAUCACAUUUACAGAGAUUGCGGCUUUGCGGUUCAUUGCAAAGAAGGAAGAAGCUCGGAGAAACAUUGUUAUAUGUACCACGUCGAUCAUCAGCGGUAACAGGAUGAUGGAGGCCGCAAUCGAGAAAGAGUCGUUCGCGAUGGAAAAGCCGAGAUCUACUGCUACUGCUGCGUGA
Molecule: messenger RNA, 1998 nt
Organism: Pestalotiopsis fici W106-1
Lineage: Eukaryota; Fungi; Ascomycota; Sordariomycetes; Amphisphaeriales; Sporocadaceae
Exons: 4
Coding region: 1-1998 (665 amino acids)
Biological process (GO): intracellular protein transport; vesicle-mediated transport
Cellular component (GO): CORVET complex; fungal-type vacuole
Source: RefSeq, a predicted model, not a curated record